GUUUCCGGUCCGGCCCGUGUGCCUCCGUGUGCUUGUGAAGUUCGGCUGGUGUUGUUGUGUCGGUUCCGUGUCUUCAGACUGCUUUUCUCUUUCAGGGGGACGCUGCUGGACCCGGGCCUCGUCCUGCUCACCUUGACCAGGUAAACGGAGGAUUUGAGUCCGGGCGGCGAGGGGUCCAAACAUGUCUUCUGGACUCGUGGAUCCUCCUCCAGGAGGAGGACCAAUCUGUGAGCUGCUCCUGAGGGACGAGGAGGUGAGGAGCAGGGAAGUGGGCUGCCAGUGGGAGAGUCCAGCGGAGGACCGGAAGGAGGUGGGCUGUCAGAGCGACUCAGCAGAGACCAGAGACGCUGCCGUCCAGGUGGACCUGCUGACCCAGCAGCUGUCAGGUUCUUCUGCAGUGCUGUUGCAGUGUUUAGCUGUCAGACCUGAUGGUCCAGAUGGGGGCGCUCUCCUGCAGCACUGUACCGGCAGCCGGACCAGAACCCGACCAAUCCAACCUGCCGCCAAACGUCAGGUGACCCUUCAGAUCUCCCCCGAUGCCCCACAUGCCCCCGAACCCCCCCAGUCCAGAUCCAGGACCAGAAGAAGACUGGCUCCCAUGAGCGAGAGGGAUGAGCAGCAGAACUCGAUGUCCAGCAGACAAAGAGCAACUGCACGAAGACGAAAACGGCGACGGCAACAGGAAGAAGACAAUGAUGAAGAGGAGGAGGAGGAAGAGGGGGAGGAGCUGGACCCAAGUGAUCCCACCUGGACAACAGCUGCAGGAGGUGUUGACUCCAACCGCCCCCCCCUCAGUCAGAACCCCCAGCAGGACUCAGAUUCCCAGAGUGCACCUGUGCGUGCGGUGAAGCUGGAGCUGGACAGCACCAUGUGCGACGUCUGUGGUAAAGUGAUGAAGAAUAAGGCGAGUCUGGCCCGCCACUCAUUCAUCCACACGGGCAUGAAGCCGUACGCCUGCCACCUUUGUGAGCUGCGCUUCAACCGCCGUGACAACCUGCAGUACCACCUGAACCGCCUGCACCCCAACGGCGUGACCAAGCUGGAGAAGCAGCGCGACGUACAGGCGUGGCUGUGUGCCGUCUGUGGUAAAACCUUCAACUGCAGGUCACGGUUGAAGACACACGAGGUCAUCCACUCUGGGGUCAAACCUUUCGGCUGCGACCUCUGCCCCAAGGCCUACAUGAGGGCCAACGACCUGGAACACCACAAGAAGAUCGUCCACGUCAACGGCGCUGCGGAGCCUCAGCGACCGAGUUCGCUGCUUUGCGAUUUCUGCGGCAAAGAGUUCAAGUGCAGGUCUCAGCUCGCCAUCCACUUCCAGACGCACACCGGCGAACGGCCACACCUCUGCGAUAUCUGCGGGCGCAAAUUCGCCCGUCAGUACCAGCUCAAACGCCACAAGAUCCUAGUCCACGUCAAUCAGUCGAUGGGCGAAGACAACCCGCUGCCGGAUGCGCUGUUCACUUGUGCCAUCUGCGGGAAGCGAAUGAAGUCUGAAGCUCUUCUGGCCGCUCAUUCCCGCAUCCACACAGGUGAUAAGCCGUUCCGCUGCGGCCUCUGCCUGUGCAGCUUCCAGCGCGCCACCUGCCUGAAGCAGCACCACGCACGCAUUCACCUGAAGAUCAAGGCCAACGACAAACCCAACGCCGCCGGACGCAAAAAGAGCACCGCCGCAGUAAAGGCGUUCCCCUGUCCCAUCUGCGGCAAGGUCUUUAAAUUCAGGUCGCUGCUGGCGAGCCACUCUAUCAUCCACAGCGACAUGCGACCAUACGCCUGCGAGUUCUGCAGCCGCAGCUUCAGACGCCUCAGUCACCUGAAGAGACACCGUGAGGUCGUCCACGCCAAUGGUGCGCGACCACCGCAGAGCUUCGUCUGUCACAUCUGCGGCAAAGACAAGAAGUGUCGGUCGCAGCUUGCCCGUCACGUCAUCAUCCACACGGGGGAGCGUCCGUACGCCUGCGACCUCUGUUGUGCCCGCUUCAACCGCACCGGAAACCUGAAGCAGCAUAAGAAACGCAUGCAUGGCGUGGGAAAGCAGCCGGAGGACGAGACCCCGCCCAUCCUGUUUGAUGACAUGGAAGGCGUGGACAUGACGCCCGCCCUGACCUACAAACAGGAGGAGACAGUGGUGUCCAUCGACACCGCGGCAGACGUGUUUGAGGUGACGAUAUGCGACGACCCAGACGCCAGCGCCGCAGAGCACCUCAUCACUACCUGACAGCAGAACACGUCUGAACUGAGCACGCUCAGUCAGUGUCAGUUUGGAACAGACUCGAACACGCUGACAGAACCAGAGUCGUUCGGUUGAGACCUGAGAAUGUUUUCAGAAGAUCCACGUCAUGUUUGGAUAUGGAGAGGAUUUUGGUGUUUAACUGAUCGAGUCGAUCUGAUCAUUUGUUCUUUGUUUAGAGAAACUUUUCCUUUUGAAUAUUAAAGAUCUUGUGACAACUGAUAAGACACACUGAUCAAAGCUGAUGUUUAAAGAUGUGCUGAUUUAUGUCUUCAUAAACUGGUGAAUUUCCAAGAAAAUGAGCCUCGUCUGCCAUGAAUAAUGUCCUGUCAUUAAAACUGCACCUUCUUCUGA
Messenger RNA from Sphaeramia orbicularis (orbiculate cardinalfish), 2584 nucleotides. Its product is annotated as zinc finger protein 708-like. The record is from RefSeq and is a predicted model, not a curated record. NCBI's taxonomy places the organism in Eukaryota, Metazoa, Chordata, Actinopteri, Kurtiformes, Apogonidae. The transcript is spliced from 4 exons. The coding region runs from base 182 to 2218 and encodes 678 amino acids.